Pseudopodoces humilis (Tibetan ground-tit) is the source of this 2570-nucleotide messenger RNA. It is a transcript of the gene YDJC, whose product is annotated as YdjC chitooligosaccharide deacetylase homolog. Lineage: Eukaryota; Metazoa; Chordata; Aves; Passeriformes; Paridae. The record is from RefSeq and is a predicted model, not a curated record. Gene Ontology annotation, molecular function: deacetylase activity. Gene Ontology annotation, biological process: carbohydrate metabolic process.
GGCGCUGCGGCGGGACCGCCCUGCGCUCGCCUCGCCGCGGGAGCUCCCUCCUGGGACCGCUCGGAGCGCGGGCAGGGGGGAUGCUCGGCCGGGCGGCGCGGACACAGCUCCGCCGCCGGGGCCAGCGUUUCCCCCGGGGCAGCGGCGGCCGCGGCCGCCCACACCUGGCGGCGGCCCUGGGACCCGGAUCGGGCCGGAGCGGAGGGAUGACAUCUAAGGAUGCUUCAGGUGAAGCUAAUAGUAACUGGAGAUGACUUCGGCUAUUGUCCUCGGAGAAACCAAGGCAUUGUGGACUGUUUCCUGGCUGGUGCGAUAUCUAACGUGUCCCUUCUCGUCAACGGAAGUGCUGCAGCAGAUGCAGCCAAGCUGGCAAGGAGAUACAACAUCCCAAUAGGCCUGCAUGCCAACCUCUCCGAGGGCUCCCCUGUAUGUGAAGUGCUCAAGACAAACUCUUCUCUGCUCAACCAGGAUGGAUUUUUCCAUGGAAAAAUGGGAUUCAGAACAGCUCUGUCAAAAGGUCUCCUGAAUAUGUCAGAGGUGAAGCAGGAGCUAAAGGCCCAGGUGGAGCUGUUCCAUGAGCUGACAGGUCACCUACCUCCUCACAUGGAUGGGCACCAGCAUGUCCAUGUUCUCCCAGAGGUCAGGCAUGUAUUUGCAGAGGUGUUAGAGGAAUAUGGGAUUAAGUACACACGUGUCCCAAUAGAGCCAGGCCUUCAUAACUGUGACUGGAUUCCACCAUCCCUCAUGGACUUCUACCUGGGAGUAGAGGAAGAUUCUUUUAACACAGUGGAUGUGUUUACAAAGCAUGGAAUAAGGUGGCCAGACAUUUACAUAGGCCUGAGCACCAUGGGCAGGAACAUGUCUGUCAGCAGCAUCCAGAGCGCCAUCGACAGCGCCGUCCUGCAGCUCACGGCCAAGGCACCGCAGAGCAGCACAGUGACCAUCGAGCUGAUGGUGCACCCAGGGUACCCCAGUGUCCCACCCGCCGGCGGCUGUGGGCAAGGACCAGAUGAUUUCUCACAGUCCUGGGAACGCCUCCAUGAACUCCAGACAUUAAUUAAGCCGGAGCUGCAGAGCCAUUAUAAAAGCAGGAACAUUCAGCUGUGUUCAUUCAAAGAUCUUUAAAUAAAUGAGCAGCCAUCCAUCCAUCCAUCCUCUGAAGACAGGCAGUUGCAAAUGUCCAGAUCAAAUGUCCAAGCCAAAUCACUGUUCUCAGAGUCACAGGCCCUGGUCCAGCUCAAAGGAGUUGUGAACGGCCUGGGAAUGGACACCACCACCCUGUGAGCAGUGCCCCAGAGCCCCAGCUGCAGGUUUAAGACCACAAUGUCUGCUCAAAAUGUGCCAAACUCCUUCUGUGACACCCCCUCCACAGCGCCCCAGUGCAGCACACGCUCCCAGGAUGCAGCUCCAGCAAAAGAACAGCACUAGGACAGACUUGGCUGUGAGAUGCUGCAGCACAGCACCCUGAGGAGUCUGAUCAUUUCCCCUUCAGACUUGAUGGCAAAACAAGAACUGUGCUGGGGAGCAGGUGCUGCUUUGGAGCAGCCACUCAGUGUCGGUCACCCACUGGACACCUGCAGCACUUGGUUCUCUGAAAGCAGCCAGUCCCUGCCCCUCCACUCGUACCUGUGCACCGAUGGUGAGGGGCGCAGGGACAUUUCACCCUCAGAGCCUUCCUCUGCUCAGAGCAGUCAGGUCACACACGGCCCAGUGGGGUCUGCAGCCACCUGGGAGCCACCUCAGCUGUCAGGAAUUGUGUCUCUGCCUGUUUACAUUGCCUCUUGGCAUUAAGCCCCCCCUAGGAAAGUAACAUCAGCCACAGCCCUUUUGGAGAGGCUUCUUAUUUUUGGGAUGACUUUGCAGGAGCAGCAACUGUUGACCCAUCUGCUGUUUUAGUAACUGCUGUGUAUGAGAACAGCAGCAACUGGUCUUGCACCACCCACUGCCCCUCAGGACAACCACGAGCUGUACCAGCCACAAGCACGGCUGCGAGUGGAGAAGGUCCUUGUAUUUGUCCCUUUUAUUCCUGUCACCAGAACAUUCAAACUCCAACAGCCCCAGUAGCACUGCAGCUCUGUCAUUCCUGUAAGGACUUUCACACGGGGAAAAAUUAUUUUAGAUUUUUUGUGCUCAUUCUCUGCACAGGAGUGAUUCUAGUUAACAUAAUUGGUUUUGUUAACCAUGUUUUUUAAUAUAAAAAAAAUCAGUAUGGUCAUCAUUCUUUUAAAUGAAAAAUAAACUCAGGCCUUUUCUAUUGCAAAUCUUCAGGAGGCUUUCGAGUUUAGUUAUAUCUGGUGAGUGAACUAAACCCACUCACCUGCCUGCUCCCACACCGCUAGAAGGGCCUCCCUUUCUAUCAUUAAUGGGAACUGUCUGAUCUUUCCUAUAACACAUCUGAGGAAGUUUUUGUCCUGUACAAGUAGGAAAAACAUCAAGGAUCCUGUAGAAAAUAUUUUCCCCGAUUCUUUCCUAUAUUCUAGAAAUGCCUUAUGUGUCUGAGCCGGGCGGCGUGAGAGCAGGGCAGGUGUUACCCCGGGGAUGCCCGGCCGCGAAGCCGCUGCCGGGGGCAC